AUAAUUUUUAUAUCACAAAUUCUUGUAUGUGACAGUUUUAUCGUGAGAUAAUAUGAGACACGACAAAUUAGUAGCAUUCGGACUAGUUGUUUCGUCUCGCCAAGAGAUAACCCUCUCACAAGAGUAGCUCUUUCUGUAUAAAUAUAACCAAUCAUGAAAUGUAUAAUUUACUAAGGCCAACCAACCUAUCUUAUUUCUUCAUUUCCAAACCAUAAGCAAGUAAGCAUGUUCCCAGUAGGAGCCAGCAGCUUAUGGUCAUGGUGGUGGACUACCAACAAAAAAUCCGAUGAAACUUGUCGAAACAUCUUAACCACCCUAGUCCCUUUGUUUACAAUUCUGUGCUUCGUUUUCCUGACAAAGAAACGUAACCAUCAGAACGCUCCACCUCCACCACCACCUCCAGGACCUCGAGGCCUACCAUUAAUCGGAUAUCUCCCAUUCUUGAAUCCAAAUCUCCAUCACGGUUUCAAAGAUCUAGCCAAUAAAUACGGCCCAAUAUUCAGAAUCUGGCUUGGAAAACAAGAAUGCAUCAUAAUCAGCUCACCAUCUCUAGUCCAACAAGUUGUUAAAGAACAAGAUGCAAUAUUUGCUAACCGAGUACCAAAUAUAGCAGCACAAAGCGUCAUGUUUGGUUCACUUGAUAUCGCUUUCGCAGAUUAUAACGAUGAAUGGAGGAAAAUGAGGAAAAUAUUCGCAAGCGAAAUGCUUAGUCGUUCUAACCUCGAUGCUACCUAUAAUCUCAGAAAACAACAUGUAAAUAAAAUGUUAAAAGAAAUUUAUAAGGCUAGUACUAGUAAGGGUGUUGUUGAUAUAGGUGAAGUAGUUUUUGGUACGCUUAUGAGCUCGAUAAUGAGUAUGGUAUGGGGGGAUGUAUUCGAAGAGGAUGAUAAGGGCUGUUCUGUGAUUAAUUCAGAGUUUAGAAGUAAUGUAAAUAAACAACUUGAACUUUUAGGAACACCAAAUGUUUCAGACUUGUUUCCUUUGCUUGCUUGGUUUGAUUUACAGGGAAUUGCAAGCCAGAUGAAGAGGAUUUCAAGGAGGAGUGGACAAAUAUUUGAUUUAGCUAUAAAUCAUUGUGUUAAUGGAGUAUAUAAUGAACAAAAUCAUUUCUUGGGUUAUCUUUUGACGCUUACCAAAGGUGAAGAUCCUAAAAGAUCAUUGACCUUGCCUCAAGUGAAGGGUAUGCUCAUGGAUGUCAUAAUUGGGGGAACCGAUACAUCAAUUUCAAUGGUUGAAUGGGCGAUGGCGGAGAUACUACAACAUCCAAAAGUACUUGAAAAAGUCCAAGAAGAACUAAGAGAGAUGGUGGGACUAAACACUAGAGUUGAGGAAAGUGAUAUACCCAAGUUAAAGUACUUAAAUGCAGUUAUAAAAGAGGUUCUUCGUUUGCACCCUCCAGUUCCACUCCUUGUUCCACAUUCUCCAAGCAAGGCUUCAACAAUAGGAGGAUACAGCAUAUCAAAGGGUGCUAGUGUUUUUCUUAAUAUAUACACCAUUCACAGGGACCCACAACUUUGGGAAGAUCCGUUACUGUUUAGACCCGAGAGGUUUUUAAACGGGUCUAGUGCUGCAGUGAUUGACUAUUUGGGUAACCAUUUUCAGUUCCUUCCAUUCGGGUCUGGGAGGAGAAUAUGUGCUGGUAUUCCACUUGCUGAGAGGAUGUCCAUUCUUGUGUUGGCUUCUUUACUGCAUGGUUUUCAAUGGGAGUUACCCAAGGGUGUUACUCAGGUUGAUUUGUCUGAGAAAUUUGGAAUUGUUGUGAAAAAACAAAAACCUUUGUUGCUUGUACCAACUCCUAGACUCUCUAGUUUCGAACUUUACUCUUUAAGUCUUCAAGUCUAGCUUAUUUUAGAAAGGGCCAUUUGGAAAACAGUUGAUAGCUGAUUGCAGCUUGUUUAAAAAUAGCUUAUACAUAACAAUUAUUGAAUUAUAUAUGUAAUAAUUAUUUGGUUUUAUUAGUUUUAUGAAUUAUAUAAUGUAUAAUUUCGUAUUAUAAUUUAUCAUAAAUUCUCAAAUGAGUGAGAAUAU
Amaranthus tricolor (Joseph's coat) is the source of this 2028-nucleotide messenger RNA. Its product is annotated as flavonoid 3'-monooxygenase-like. Gene Ontology annotation, molecular function: iron ion binding; oxidoreductase activity, acting on paired donors, with incorporation or reduction of molecular oxygen; monooxygenase activity. The coding region runs from base 226 to 1842 and encodes 538 amino acids. The transcript is spliced from 2 exons. The record is from RefSeq and is a predicted model, not a curated record. NCBI's taxonomy places the organism in Eukaryota, Viridiplantae, Streptophyta, Magnoliopsida, Caryophyllales, Amaranthaceae.